CUACAGUUGUGGCCAAGUGAACAGCUGCCACACUGAAGGAAGAUCAUAGAAGGAGACAGUCUCACAAUGAAGACUAAACAUAUGCGAGGGCCACUUGCAGCAAUUCUACUUUACACAUGUGCAACUCUUGCAGCAGCUGCCUCCGAAAGCCAGCUUCUAGUUUCAUCGAAGUGUAAGCUUUUGAAGGUGACAUCCAGAACGUUUUUUACGGAACUACCUAAUGGUGCAAUAGUGGAACGUAUCGCACGAGAUAUAAAAAUUAUAGUUCCCAUGAGAAGCAGAGAGAACAUUUCGGAUCCAACCUCCCCGAUUCGGACCAAGUUUGUCUACAAGAUUUCAGAUUUCUGCAAGAAUUGCGCCCGAAAAGCAUCUCCACAAGAACCUCAGUGCAACCCCAAACCUCCACCCAUAGAUGAAUGUUACGCCCAUGACAACAAGACAUGCCUGGACUAUCAAAGCCGCUUACGAGCUGCCAUUCUGAAACCUGAACACCACCAACAUAAAGAAAAUCUCUGGGUUCAGAAACCUACACAGGCACCUGUUGAAACUACAAGAGAUUUGUCAUCGAUAUCUGAUGCUCCGUAGAUUGUUCUAAAAAUCAUACAAACAAUUGCUCCUGUUUCUUUACAGCUUUUUAGCUUUGCCAUUUAGCCAUUCUGGCCUUUUGCCUUCAUUGAGAAGAGAAUAAAAUGCUUCAUAGCUUGUUUCAUAAUAAACACUGAUUUCUAUACUAUG
Messenger RNA from Carcharodon carcharias (great white shark), 735 nucleotides. Its product is annotated as immunoglobulin J chain-like. Gene Ontology annotation, biological process: humoral immune response. The coding region runs from base 67 to 585 and encodes 172 amino acids. Gene Ontology annotation, cellular component: pentameric IgM immunoglobulin complex. NCBI's taxonomy places the organism in Eukaryota, Metazoa, Chordata, Chondrichthyes, Lamniformes, Lamnidae. The transcript has 4 exons. The record is from RefSeq and is a predicted model, not a curated record. Gene Ontology annotation, molecular function: immunoglobulin receptor binding.